UUUGCCUGGAAGUAGCUCUUGCGAACCCAGUUCUACAUCAUCUCGUUUUUACUGACUUACUGAAAUGCUUCAAUGCAUUGGCGAAUGUAGCAAAUAAUGCAUUUUCUUUUCCCUCUUGAAAUUUCCGUUCAUUCACCAGCGCAGUAACACCGGCUUUAGCUGACUGGUGGGCUUCCUAGCGAGGACAGCUGCAGAAGAACAUCUAAAAUGCUGCAAGCUGGGGCCUCAUCCAUGUGGGCUUCAUGCUGUGGACUGCUGAAUGAAGUGAUGGGGACCGGGGCAGUGCGCGGACAGCAGCCCGGCUUUGGAGCAGGCGCCGGACCCUUCCGGUUCGCCCCCAGCGCCGGAUACUCCACCUACCCGCCUACCAGCUCAGGGAGCCCCAGCCUAGUAUGCAAGGCCUGCGGCCAGGCGUUCUCCGUCUUCAGGAGGAAGCACAUCUGCUGUGACUGCAAGAAGAACUUCUGCUCCUUGUGCUCAGUGCUGCAGGAGAACCUGCGGCGGUGUGCCACCUGCCACCUGCUGAAGGGCACGGCCUUCCAGCGGCCGCAGCUGAUGCGCCUGCGCGUCAAGGACCUGCGGCAGUACCUGGUGCUGCGCAACAUCCCCACCGACACCUGCCGGGAGAAGGAGGACCUGGUGGACCUGGUGCUGUGCCACCAGGGGGCCGACAGCGAGGACGAGCCCGACACGGCCAGCCUGCACUCGCACUCCCACUUUACGCCGCCCCUCACCACUGUGCGCUCCGCCUCAGAACAGUCCGCUCUCUCCGCCUCUCAGGGGGAACCGCUCAGCAGGAGCGAAAGCUCAGGGACCACCCUCCAGGAUCAAGCAGAUGCCACGUCUCUCUCUCUCUUGAACCUGGAGACUCAUGAAAACACUCCAGAGGCCAGCCCCUUGACCCGGAAGCGGGCCCGUGCCUCUCUCACGGACAUCUCCAGUUUAGAGGACAUAGAGAACCUGUCUGUCAGGCAGCUCAAGGAGGUCCUCGCCCGCAACUUUGUCAACUAUUCAGGCUGCUGCGAGAAGUGGGAGCUGGUGGAGCGCGUGAGGAGGCUGUUCAGAGAGAACGAGCUGAACAGGAAAUCCAUGGAAAAUGUGAGCAACAGUAUAACUGCAGUGGUUGCCUACCCCCCACCUAUCUGCAAUGGUGGACUCGGAGGUAAGAGGCUGACAAACUCAGGGGAGAGGCUGCCUCUGACCAACAACGAUGACAACCUGUGCCGGAUCUGCAUGGACGCCGUGAUCGACUGCGUGCUGCUGGAGUGCGGUCACAUGGUCACCUGCACCAAGUGCGGCAAGCGCAUGAGCGAGUGCCCCAUCUGCAGGCAGUACGUGGUGCGCGCCGUGCACGUCUUCAAGUCCUGAAGCCCCGCCUCUCGCGUCUCGUCUGGACAGUCACGGGCCAUACUGUGAAGCUGCCCUCCCUUUCUUUCUUUGUUUUUAAUGAACUCACAGCUCCAAAAAUGUAUUUUUGAAUUCAUUUUUUACAAUUAUUUUUCCAUCUUGCAUCAGCUGAUGUCAUCCACAUUGACACUCUGGAAAUGUGAUGCUCAAAGGGAUUUUGAUUAAAAUCAUCAUUUCCACCGUUUUCUUUUUUUUUUAAUGUAGCAGUUUCAGGGGUUUUUUUGUACGACCAUGUACUGCUUAAUGAGAGAGAAAUCCCAGUGUGUGUAAACUACAUGCAGCAGGGCUUUCGCUCCAAACUACAUUCCGCAUUUUGUUUUUCCAUAACCGUGCAUUCUGGCUUCUGCCUUGUUUCCAGUUAUCACUGAUGUGUUCAUUUGACACAUCAACUUUUGUUUGAAUGUGGGCUGUACAAUCAUAUGUGCAAUGAUUAAAUGAAAAAAGAAAAUCUAAAAAGUGAUUUGAUCCUUGCUGUUUGAGGAACUGCAUCACCACUAAAUAAUCGUAGCAUUUGUAGAGCUGAGCACUACCUGAAUGAGCUGCAAAGAACUGCGGUAACUUGUUUAUCGAAUAUGUACUGUAUUAGAGAAGAGGGGGUGUUGUGAAUUAGGUGCCAAAUGUAGGAACGUGCGAGGGAGUUAACGCCUCUCUCACCGUGUUCUUUCUGUGUAGGUGUGGCUUUUAAUUAGCGUGUCAUGGUAUUCCAUGUCUUCAGUUCCAGUAUCAGAUACUCACACUCUACUAAACUCGGUUAACCUACACUUCCUGAGGUUAUAACCCCUGUUCUUUCUACGUUUCCAGUCAAAAUGUAUACGGAUGAAUUCUGGUGGCAUAUGUUGGCUGGAAAUGGCCACCAAGGCUGGGUUGUCUGGUAAACUCAAUCAUGACGGCAAUAUUUCAAAAAUAUUUUUUGUUCCCCCCCCCUUGUUACUGCUCACCGUCGUGUUCUUCUUCAACACUGUGAGUGUUGAAAUACAAAAGGAGAAAACAGGUGCUAAGUAUAUUCAAGUAUUUUUCCCUUCUGUUUGAGAUUAUCUUAUUCUACAUAUCUUUGACUCCGUUGUGGAUGUGCUUUUAUGAAAUCUUUUUUUCAAGUGGGAGUUAAACCUUGAAAUGUGUUUUUAUUGGUUUACGUUAAAUUAAGAGUAACACAUAGAACUAACAAAUAUCAAAGAUGAUCUAUUUGAAAGUUUAUUACUCACGCUUAUGGUACAUAGAACUAUAUAUAGAGGAAAAGUGAAAUGCUGUACAGUUGCAUAUAAUGUUUCAUAUCACUAACUAUGAGAUGUAUAUAUCUAUAUUUUUUUCCAUUUGCUUUGAAUGUUUAAUAUCUGAUUUUUAAAAUGUCCUUCAGAUUGACUUUAUUAUCACGGUAAAGUACUCACUGGUUGAAAUGUUGCCACUUUUUGUUUGUCAGUCCACUAAUUAAAAGCAGAUGUUACAGAAGUUGGGGUUCCGCCCUCUCUCCAUUCCAUCUUUACUUUAUGCUUCUGCCAUUAACCUCCUUACAAUGACCAGUUUCUCUCCCCUAUCCUGCUCUGGGCUGGCUAUCCAAUAUCAGAUCUCUUAAUAUACCAAGCACUAUGCUGUAGAUGACAGUGUCAUUGUAUGCUGCUACUCCUCAAAGAUGUCACAUGCAGGCAACCUCCAUGUCAGAGCAGGCUUUGGGUGAGACGCCCUCCAUGAAAUGUGUAUUUUAAGCAAACAGUUUGCGAGGUCUAGUCUUUGUAUUUUGGAAUGUUGAACUUUUUAUUUUGGUAAUUUAAAAAGAAAAAAUAAUUUAAUAAAAAUACAGUACCUUGACUAAUUA
Conger conger (European conger) is the source of this 3217-nucleotide messenger RNA. It is a transcript of the gene rnf34a, whose product is annotated as ring finger protein 34a. The record is from RefSeq and is a predicted model, not a curated record. Gene Ontology annotation, molecular function: ubiquitin protein ligase activity. Gene Ontology annotation, biological process: proteasome-mediated ubiquitin-dependent protein catabolic process; protein K48-linked ubiquitination; negative regulation of extrinsic apoptotic signaling pathway via death domain receptors. The transcript is spliced from 8 exons. Gene Ontology annotation, cellular component: plasma membrane; cytoplasm. NCBI's taxonomy places the organism in Eukaryota, Metazoa, Chordata, Actinopteri, Anguilliformes, Congridae. The coding region runs from base 208 to 1368 and encodes 386 amino acids.